AUGGAGGAGCUGUGUGUUAGCAACUGCGAUGGGCGCUGGCGCAUUGGAGUCAGAUCGUGCCGUGUGGACCCGAACAAUGCAAGCGACAAAACCCUGGCGGCUUAUUUGUAUUUGACGGAUACGAACCUCGACUCGAAAUCAUAUACAGGACCUAAGCAGUUCCCUGCAGGAUUUAGAAUAAGCGUGAGCACGGGGAAAUCCAUGACGGAAAUAUUUUCGCAUAAGGAUCCAUACACGCGAACCUUCUGCAAUGGGCAAACCGCUUGGGGAAGCCAUAAAAUAAUUCCCCAUGCGGACUUCUCUGAGAAAAUUCAGGACGACUCCAUAACUAUCGUCUUGGACGCCACAGUGGAAAUUACAUCCGAAACAUUUCGCGUGUACACCCUGCAGCCACAUCAAGAAGUCUACCGGCAGAAAUUCUGCCAGCGUUUGGUUGGCAUGCUUCCUGGAAAACCUGCUCAGCAUUCUGCGGACUUUGUCAUUCGUUCCUGUGACGGGCAAGAAUUCCCUAUGCAUCGCUGUCUGCUGAUGGCGCAGUCACCGGUUUUUGCCGCCAUGCUAACGCAUAACACGAAAGAAAAGCAACGUGCGCGGUGUGAAGUGAGUGAUGUCGAUGGAGAAAGUGUUGCCAUCCUGCGUGACUAUCUUUACGGAUGUGAAACGGGAAAAAUCAACCGCGAUAAUGCGGAAAAGGCUUUGAUCAUGGCUGAUAAGUACGCUGUUGCGGAUCUACGGUGCUUUUGCGAAUUGAUGCUGACCGAUAAUGUCACCUUGGAAAAUGCAGCAAAGUAUCUGGAGCUGGCUGAGCAGCUAGAACUGGACACGUUAAAGGAAGAAACGGUUUAUGUACUCAGUACGGGACGCAUGCGAAUUCGAAAUUCAGUGAACGGAUUCAAGCGGAACUUGAUGCCGUCCGCUGCCGCUGAGAUCAAAAGUUGCGAAAGCGCGGAAAAGGUCACUGAGGCAAUCAUGGCUAAGUCACCGGCCGUGACAUGGGUGUUUAGCGACACCAUUGGGCGCAGAUGGUCCUAG
Paramacrobiotus metropolitanus is the source of this 1032-nucleotide messenger RNA. RefSeq names its product speckle-type POZ protein-like. The record is from RefSeq and is a predicted model, not a curated record. Bases 1 to 1032 code for a protein of 343 amino acids. NCBI's taxonomy places the organism in Eukaryota, Metazoa, Tardigrada, Eutardigrada, Parachela, Macrobiotidae. Gene Ontology annotation, cellular component: nucleus; cytoplasm. Gene Ontology annotation, molecular function: ubiquitin protein ligase binding. Gene Ontology annotation, biological process: proteasome-mediated ubiquitin-dependent protein catabolic process; regulation of proteolysis. The transcript is spliced from 3 exons.